UGGCGGCCGUCCAUUAGCUCGGAGUCUACCCUUGUCUACACUUGCCGGCCGCUCAUUGGCCAGGAGUCUACACUCUCCUCCGAAGUGUAGACAAUAGCGGCCUCCCAUUGGCGCGGAGUCUACAGUUCCCUAGAGCCCUCCCCCUCCCCGACGUUCGCACAAGAAGGAGCAGAGAAGAGACUCCUCACAGCACCAGCUCAGGAGACACAUCUCAUCCACUGAGCCUCGUUAGCUGCUGCUUCACUCCCCGUUAGCUGCUGCUUCACUCCCCGUUAGCUGCUGCUUCACUCCCCGUUAGCUGCUGCUUCACCCCCCUUUAGCUGCUGCUUCACUCCCCGUUAGCUGCUGCUUCACUCCCUGUUAGCUGCUGCUUCACUCCCUGUUAGCCGCUGCUUCACUCCCUGUUAGCCGCUGCUUCACUCCCCGUUAGCCGCUGCUUCACUCCCCGUUAGGCUCCCUGUUAGCCGCUGCUUCACUCCCCGUUAGCUGCUGCUUCGCUUCACUCCCCGUUUGCCGCUGCUUCACUCCCCGUUAGCUGCUGCUUCACUCCCCGUUAGCUGCUGCUUCACUCCCCGUUAGCCGCUGCUUCACUCCCUGUUAGCUGCUGCUUCACUCCCCGUUAGCCGCUGCUUCACUCCCCGUUAGCUGCUGCUUCACUCCCCGUUAGCUGCUGCUUCACUCCCCGUUAGCCGCUGCUUCACUCCCUGUUAGCUGCUGCUUCACUCCCUGUCUCCUCUCGUCUGAGCACAACUCACUUCCUCUCUCCAUCUCCAUGGUGUCCUCCUGCUGAGUUACACACUGACACAUGUCCAUCUCCUGUCCUCACCUUUCAUUAGUACAGCUCAUGUAUAUAUUAUAUAUAUUAAUAUUUGACAGACACAAUCACUCGUUUUGUAUUAUAUUUCACUAUGCACCUUAUUUCUCACUGUUUGAAUUUUAUAUUUUACAGGUGUUUUUACUGUUGUGCUUGCUGUGUUCUUUGUAUAUAUUUAGCAGAUGCAAUCAUUCUUUUUCCAGUUCAUGACAUAUCUUUAUGCACCUUCUUGGAAACUACUUACUAAUUACUUCCUUAAUUUGCAAAUCACAAAUGUCACAACUCAUCAAAAUCUUGUUUUGUGUGUAUAUAGAUAUAGGCUAUAUGCACUCGUUACCUCUGUCACAGGCUUAAUAAUUCUCUUGCACUACGAGCUUGAUGCCUUUUACAUUGAUCUCCAGGACAAGGCUUUAUAUUCUAUCUAUACGUUAUGUAUAGCCAGCAGAAUAAACUGCCCAGUGCGUGAAAACACUUGUUAUGUUAUUAUGUCAUCAUUUACAAAUAUAGUAUGAAAUGAAUGCCUGGGGAAAAAGUCCCAAAACACUUUAAACACUUUGGUGAAUAUUCUUUCAGGUACAGCCAGCAGCAGCAGACCGUCUGCGGACCCAUUGCUGCCCGUGCUGCCCAUUCUGGACCCCACUGUGCCCCUGGACAGGCAGCAAUGUGUCCUGAAGGCAACCAAAGAGGCCAGGGCCUUUCACAGGCCCAAAGGCUUCCAAGCCAGCGCCGGUCCCAAGGACCUUCAGACGGCUUGUGAUGAAGCAAAAAGAAGAUGCCGGCUCAUCACUACUACCAGGCCCUCAAUGAAGCUCUACCUUGGCCAGCUGGUUAUUCCCUUUGGGAAAUAUGCUGGUCAAAGCUUCAUGUGGCUGGUAGCGAAUGAUGUGGGCUACUUAAAAUAUCUGCUUGACCGCCAUGUUGCGGAGAGCCAGGACCCGGGCAGGACAGGAGGAACCAGGGAGAAUGACUGGGUGAAGGACUGUCUCCGUUAUGUGGAGUUUUUCCCCUCAGUCUCCUGCCACCUGGAGAAAAAUGUGGACAGGGCCAUUUAUGGACAGGGUCGCUUUAAGUCCUUCACCUUUCAGGAGAUGUGGCAGUGGUACAGCCUGCACAAGUGCCUUCAUGCCGACCCUCAAGCUGGUGUAACGGUGUAAAUAUGUUGUUUGUUAAAUCCUGUUCAAUGUGGGACAGCAGUCACUGUUUUUAUGUAUUUCUUUUAUUUUGCCGUGUCUUUUAUUUUGAAAACCUAUCGCGGGAGCUUCUGGGGGAUUAGGUCUGGCGCACUUUGUUUUUACCUCAGAAGCAGGUGCUCGUGCUAUCGGUAGGUUGUCUUUCUUUCGUGUUAGUGUUUUAGUUAGUUGCUUAUGGUUAAUUUAGUGUAUAAAACCUGUAAAGUAAUAUGCAACUUUCCUUUGUAGAUGACUGUGGCUGUUUUUCCCAUAUAUGUUGCAGGUUGCAGAAUAAAGUUACACUGCUUCCAUUGAACCUGACUCCAGUGAAAUACGUAGAAAUAGCAGCAGAGCAAAACAGAGACCGUCACACUGGCAGUGCCCAAGAGAGGAAGAUGGCAGAGGAGGCUUUCUCUUCUGUUCGCCAGUGGCUUGGAAUGAAGGAGGAGGACAUCAGCUCCAAGUCACUGAAGCGCUUCAGGAGAUUUAUUCUCGACAAAGAGAAACAGAAAGCCCCUACUGCAGCUGUACCAUCUUCGUCCUUGUCUGGUCCUGUCCCAUCUGAAACAGUGGUUCCUCCGUCUGCUUCAGUGGCCCCUCCGACAGCAACAUCCCUGUCACCUUGGCAGGAUGAUACAUUGCGAGCUCCCCAUCAACAUCCAGACAUUGGAAAGUUUACACAUCUUCCGCCGCAAACUAAAAACACACCUCUUCCUUGAGUAACAUUUUUGAAACUAACAAUUUAGUAGCACUUAAAUGGCACUUGCUCAUAGCACUUUGAACUUUUGCUUUAUUUUUGAAGAAAUUGCACUUUUUUGAUUCUUGUUGUUCUCGGUUUGUACCCUCAGGGUUGAAUGCACUUAUUGUAAGGCACUUUGGAUAAAAGCGUCAGCUAAAUGAAAAUGUAAUGUAUCACAAGAGACUGAGCAGAUACAACUUCUUAUUGCACGCACAAAUGGUAAAAGAGUCGAAUUACAAAUGAGAAUAAAACACUUUUCGCAUUAAAAUUAACAUGUAAAGAAUUAGGUACAUUUUGGCCGAUACAAAGUUCCAAUACAGCUGGACACACAUACAUUACAAACCUGUGGUUUCAUUUUGACUUUUGACAUCAUUCAAAAACUUUAUGAGCUGUUGGCUGCGGCUGGUCUUACAGUUCAUUUUUGUUAGUGAAACAGGUAAAAGUAUAAAGAAUAAGGUCCCUGGAGACAAGUGUUGAAUACGAACAGGGAUUGAAGUAAACACAAAUACACUUUAUCUUAUCAUGAGAUCAAGUUUCUCAAUUAAAGAAACAAUACUUUUCAUUAGAAAAGUAAAGGUAGCUUUUUCUUUCAUUUUCAAUAUAUUGAUGCAUAAUGUUUCAGACGUGGCUGUUGUAUACAGAAAGUGUGAACGACUCUGAUUGGUAUAAUUCAAUUGGAUUCAUUUAUUGUUAAACAUUUAAAUCAGGGGAGAGCGCGAACGCAGUCCCCCACUACCAGAAAUUAUGCAAUCGAGAUUCCCACAUUUGGGGAAUUCGCGAGAGCCUGGCGAGUGCAUAGCCGUUGGAAGUGUAGACAACGGCGGCCGCCCAUUGGCUCGGAGUCUACCCUUGUCUACACUUGCCGGCCGCUCAUUGGCCAGGAGUCUACACUCUCCUCCGAAGUGUAGACAACGGCGGCCGCCCAUUGGCUCGGAGUCUACAGUUCCCUAGAGCCCUCCCCCUCCCCGACGUUCGCACAAGAAGGAGCAGAGAAGAGACUCCUCACAGCACCAGCUCAGGAGACACAUCUCAUCCACUGAGCCUCGUUAGCUGCUGCUUCGGGGAGGGGGAGCGAAUUCAGCGGCGAUGGAAAAAGGUGCUCUGGGCCAUCAAUACCAGAAGCCGCCGACGCGCAGGGAGCUGCCGUCGCCGAGGCUUCUGAGAAAAGCCUACCUGAUCUAUGAGGCAGAGCACAUUGAGGACUACCGGACACAAAUCAUGUCCACGUUCGGGAAAGUCCUCAAGUAUGACUCCACCAGGAAGAUCUGCAAGAAGCUUUCAGGUCACGGAAGAGGCACUGCAGAGUGGUGCACCAACGUGGCCAACGAGCUGGGGCAGGUCCUCAUGUCGGUGUUCACCUGCGAGGAGUCUCUUACGUGCCUGAAGCCCAUGGCUGACGGCCUCAUGGAGCGCUACAGGAGAGCAGGAGAGGGCCCUCCUGAGCUGAUGUAUGUGGACCGUGGCUGCUGCAGGGUGCAUGGUGUCUCCUCUUUGGAGCAUCUCUUCAGCGACUGGGCCAACAGUGGAAUGCUGGUGCGGCUGGACAUCUUCCACUGGAUAAAGCGCUUCGAUGCGGCCGUCCGGACAGACCACCAUCCUAAAUAUGCACUGUUUAAGUCUGCGCUCUCUGCAGCUGUCUUCUCCUACAAUAAGGAUGACAUGGCGCUGCUCAUCCAGGCCAUGCGUGCAGGAAACACGACCAGGUAUGCCUCGCUGACUGACGCGAAGAUGAUUGAAAUCUACGUCAGCAAAGAAGAUCUCCGCCACUUUGUCAGGAGGAUCACGAUGGGAGCCCAGGAGUCCUUCCUCCGUGUGCAGACAGCCAUCAACAGCCUGAAGGGAGCAGCUGGGCUGGAUGAGAACCAGGUCCCUCUGUUUAAGGACGCUGCAGCCAUCGACCGGGUCUGGGAGAACCAGCAGAAGCACCUGGAGUGCAUUCAGGAUCCCCCAGGGAGAGACAUGUCCACCGUGAGAGGAAGCAACAGCCUGGAGGGGAUCCACUUCUCUCUGCCCCGGAUGAUCCCAGGGCCCCACUGUGCUGCACCUCCUCAGUGGCAUCGAUCGCUGGAACUCUGA
Platichthys flesus (European flounder) is the source of this 4798-nucleotide messenger RNA. RefSeq lists its product as uncharacterized. Lineage: Eukaryota; Metazoa; Chordata; Actinopteri; Pleuronectiformes; Pleuronectidae. The record is from RefSeq and is a predicted model, not a curated record. The coding region runs from base 3809 to 4798 and encodes 329 amino acids. The transcript is spliced from 7 exons.